UGAUGACGUCAAACUUCCGCGACUCCUCGCAUGUGACAAACAGGAAUCGACCACUUUCCGUUCCAGAAGUGGCUUUUUUGUGUUCACCUGUGAAAGUUUGGACUAUAUUCCGUGCUUGAACCCAGCAUGGCUUCUACAUCAAUGCCGCAGAAGCGCUACUACAGACAGCGAGCCCACGCAAACCCGAUGGCGCACCACACGUUUGAUUACCCGGUGUGUCCUGAAGAAAUGGACUGGUCCAAGCUGUAUCCCGACCUCAUACCUGGGCCCUCGUCGGAGACGGAGGGCCCUAAAGUCGAGUUUGCAGACAUUGGCUGUGGAUACGGGGGUCUUCUGGUGGAGUUAUCGCCACUGUUCCCAGAUAAGCUCAUGUUGGGCUUGGAGAUCAGAGUGAAAGUAUCGGAUUAUGUGCAGGACCGCAUUCGGUCGCUGCGUGAAAUGAACCCGGGAAGCUACCAGAACAUCGCGUGCCUCCGCAGCAACGCAAUGAAGUACCUCCCCAACUUCUUCUUCAAAGGACAGCUCAGUAAGAUGUUCUUCCUGUUCCCUGACCCUCAUUUCAAGAAGACCAAGCACAAAUGGAGGAUCGUCAGUCCCACGUUGUUAGCAGAAUACGCCUACACACUCAGGAUCGGGGGCUUGGUGUACACCAUAACAGAUGUGGAGGAGGUGCACCUCUGGAUGGUGAAGCACUUCAGCGAACAUCCGCUGUUUGCACGUGUGCCAGAAGAGGAUCUGGUAUGUCCACACGCAGCUUUUAACCCCGAGUUCCUGGAAAAAAAACCGUCAAAUUUAAGGAUGUGAAAUUUAGUGUUUUCACACUUAGCUUAAGUUGCUUUUAUGUCAAGCAUUAAAAAAGUUAUUCUCUAC
Poecilia latipinna (sailfin molly) is the source of this 870-nucleotide messenger RNA. RefSeq names its product methyltransferase 1, tRNA methylguanosine (gene mettl1). The transcript is spliced from 5 exons. Gene Ontology annotation, cellular component: tRNA methyltransferase complex. The record is from RefSeq and is a predicted model, not a curated record. Gene Ontology annotation, biological process: tRNA methylation; RNA (guanine-N7)-methylation. Gene Ontology annotation, molecular function: tRNA (guanine(46)-N7)-methyltransferase activity. The coding region runs from base 127 to 804 and encodes 225 amino acids. NCBI's taxonomy places the organism in Eukaryota, Metazoa, Chordata, Actinopteri, Cyprinodontiformes, Poeciliidae.